Molecule: messenger RNA, 1731 nt
Organism: Stylonychia lemnae
Lineage: Eukaryota; Ciliophora; Spirotrichea; Sporadotrichida; Oxytrichidae
Source: the annotation of a GenBank genome assembly
AUGAUAAAAAUAUUUCAUGAUGGCAUCAUAAUUGCUACUAAAGAUAAAAUUUUAUAUCAUAAUGAACAAGCUCUCAGUAUUUUUGGAAUCAAAGAGGAAGAAUUACAGUCUUCAAGGUAUAGUAACAGUGGUGCUAGAGCCAGAUUGAACUAAGAAUUGGGCUAGUAAUAAGAUAUUGAAUAGAUUCCUAAAUUCCUUAUUGAUUAGAUGAAAGAGACCAUAAUUGAUAAUAUAGAAUGCAAAAAUAUGGGAAUAAAUAUCUAACAAAUGUACAGAUUUGAAUUUAAAAAUCUGUGGAACUACCUUGAACACAAAUUUUAGGGCAAUAGAUUUAAUAAUCUUGACUCAGAGGUCAGUAAUAUUGAUGGGGUUCCAUUUCUUAUUGCUUUGAGAGAUAUGACUACUUGGAUAGAGUUUGAACGCCAGGAAAACCUGAAUAAAAUGAAAACAGUAUUGUUUGCUUAGGCUGCUCAUGAAUUCAGGAAUCCUUUGAAUGGAAUAAUAUCAUCUAUAGACAUUUUGCAUGAUAAAGUCAAUCAUGAGACUGGGGGAAAGUACUAUUAAAUUGCAAAAAACUGUGCAAACCUUAUGCUAUUCCUAGUUAAUGACAUUUUAGAUUUUGCCUAGACUGAACAAAAAAAGCUUGUCUUAAAUAUCGAGAGAUUCAAAAUUAAGGACUUAAUUGAGCAAUGCACUAAUAUAUUACAAUUUUCUGCAGAGCUGAAAGGACUAAAAAUAAUUCUGUCAUUAGAAAAUUCUGCACCAAUGUAUUUUACAACAGAUUAAAAUAGACUCAGAUAAAUUCUUAUAAACCUUCUUUCAAAUGCAAUUAAAUAUACACGAAAAGGCUUUAUCAAGAUAAUAAUCAACUCUACUGAGAAGCAAACACUUUAGAUACAAGUGGUAGAUACAGGAGUAGGAAUUAGCGAAGAAAAAAUAAAAACUUUAUUUUCAAUUUUUACAAAAAUUAUGGAAGACAGAGAAUUAAAUAAAUAGGGUGUCGGUUUAGGUCUUUCUAUCAGCAAAAAGCUUGCCUAAGCUUUAGGAGGUGAUAUAACAGUAGAGUCAGAAAAAGAUGUCGGGUCAACAUUUAUAUUGCAAAUAAAAAAUUAGGAAGGCUAACUAAAGCCUUCAUUUUCAGGCUAGAGUAGCUCUUCUCAUCGUAGAGCUAUGAGAAAUAAUAAUAUGUAAUCUAACGGACAUUCUUAUUCAGUCAUUAAUAACCUAAGGAUUAAUUAUUUGAUGUCACCAUUAGACUUCCAUGAUUAAAUCGCGAGGAUUGACAGCGCAAAUUUUGAAUAAUUUAAUCCUCUAGUUCUUAUUGCUGAUGAUUAACCAUUUAAUCUUCUCUCUUUGGAAGGUUUGUUAGAAUAAUAAGGAGUUUAAGUUGAUAAAGCCUUCGAUGGAGAGUCAGCUUACCUAAAGGUCCUUUCUGAUUAAAAAAGGCGUUUUAAUACAGGAAGGGGUUAUAAAUUAAUUAUUCUUGAUAAUGAGAUGCCACUAAUGAGUGGACUAUAAGUCGCUAUUAAAAUUAGACAAGGAUAAAGAAAUGGAAUCAUUGAUAAACAUCUGAAACUUGCUCUUUCUUCUGGGGAAUCCUCUAAUGAAUUUACUAGGCUGCUCUUUAGUUUGAAUUAUGGCUAAGAUCCCUUUGAUUAUAAUAUCGGAAAGCCAGUUAAGUAGGAUAUAAUUAAAAAGAUGCUAUUAGAAUCAGGUUUGAAAAAAAGUUGA